Molecule: messenger RNA, 5991 nt
Organism: Nipponia nippon (crested ibis)
Lineage: Eukaryota; Metazoa; Chordata; Aves; Pelecaniformes; Threskiornithidae
Source: RefSeq, a predicted model, not a curated record
AUGCAGGGCUCCCUGAAUGCUGGUACAAGCAGUUUUAUGAAGACUUUGCCCGGACAGAAUAAUCUAAGCAGGGGACCCGGUGCUAAAAGAAAACAAGUCCCGUCUGUCGACGCUGUGGUGUCAGACUCUGCCUUGAGAUCGCCUUCCUUCGAAGCUGCCUGUGGAAACGUCUUCCCGCUGGCGCUGAGCCCUGGCCAGCGCAGGGAGCGGUGUGCCAGGAGCCGGCUGAGGUGCGAGCGAGGGCUGCUCCUGUGCUGCUGCUGCGCCAGGCUGAGUCUCUUGCUUUCUGUUGCAGAGACCUUAGUGAAGCAGCUCUCCUCCUACGAAAUCAUUACACCUGUCCGAGUGAAUGAAUUUGGAGAAGUUUUCAGGAGGAAAAGGAGCUUGGAGGCACCACUGGAGCCCACUGCUUUCCGAACACAUUACCAGCUCAGUGCAUACGGGCAGGUCUUCCAGCUCAACCUGAGUGCCGAUGCAGGCUUCGUUGCUGCUCAGUACACUGUGGUGCACGUAGGGGCCCCGCAGGAGCAGUCCUCCCCUGAUUUGCGCCACUGUUUCUACCGCGGGCAUGUCAAUGCUCAGGAGACUCACAUGGCUGUCUUCAGCAUCUGUGGUGGCUUGAUGGGCACCUUUAAGGCACAUGAUGGUGAAUAUUUUUUAGAACCUCUGAUGAAAGCGGAUGGAGGUGAACAUGAAGAUGAGCAUAACAAACCACAUCUUAUAUACAGGCAUGAAGAACUUAAAAAAAAGUAUCAGAAAUCCCAUAAACCUUGUGAAGUUUCAGAAAAAGAGUUGAAGAAGAGCACUUUACUACAUCCAACCUUCAGCAGUUUAAAUGAAGAGAGCAAUGUUUUACAGAAGUCUCUCAGUUUAGAGUAUACUUUAAAUAACCUAUCUAUAGAGGAUGGUGGCAAUCCACAUUCCAGGAAAAAACGUUUUCUUUCCUAUCCAAGAUAUGUAGAAGUGAUGGUUACAGCUGACACCAAAAUGGUUCGUCACCAUGGGCAGAAUUUACAGCACUACAUACUAACACUGAUGUCAAUAGUUGCAGCAAUCUAUAAAGAUUCAAGUAUUGGAAAUCUUAUAAAUAUAGUUAUUGUAAAAUUAAUUGUAAUUCACAAUGAACAGGAAGGACCAGCUAUCACUUUUAAUGCAGCUACCACUCUUCGUAAUUUUUGCUUAUGGCAGCAAGCACAAAACACUUUGGAUGAUGCUCACCCUUCUCAUCAUGAUACUGCUGUUCUUAUCACUAGGGAAGAUAUCUGCAGAGCUAGAGAGAAGUGUGAUACUCUUGGUUUAGCAGAGCUAGGUACCAUGUGCGACCCACUACGCAGCUGUUCUAUAAGCGAAGAAAAUGGAUUGAGUGCUGCUUUUACUAUAGCGCACGAGCUUGGACAUGUAUUUAAUGUGCCUCAUGAUGACAGCUUUAAAUGUAAAGAAGCUGGAAUUAAACACCAAUACCAUGUGAUGGCUCCAACUUUAAAUUACCAUACAAGUCCAUGGACCUGGUCAAAAUGCAGUCAAAAAUACAUCACUGAAUUUCUUGAUACUGGUUAUGGUGAAUGUCUCCUAGACAAACCAAGUGGAAGAAUAUAUGAUCUUUCCUCUCAGCUGCCUGGGUCAAUGUAUGAUGUCAACAAGCAGUGUGAACUUAUGUUUGGUCUUGGGUCACAAGUGUGCCCAUAUCUGAAACAAUGCAAGCGCUUAUGGUGCACAAGCACAGAAGGUGUUCACAAGGGUUGUCGUACUCAGCACAUGCCUUUGGCUGAUGGAACAGUUUGUGGUGUAGGAAUGCACUGCCGGCAUGGAAUUUGUGUGAGCAGAGAAAUGGAGACGCGUCCUGUAGAUGGAGAAUGGGGACCAUGGGGACCUUAUAGCUCAUGUUCAAGAACUUGUGGAGGUGGAAUUAAGAGCACCACCAGACUCUGUAACAGACCAGAACCAAGAAAUGGAGGAAAGUACUGUGUUGGCCGCAGGAUGAAAUUUCGAUCAUGUAAUACUGAUUCAUGUCCAAAAGGCAAAAAAGAUUUCCGGGAGCAGCAGUGCUCUGAAUUUGAUGGCAAACACUUUAACAUCAACGGUCUUACAUCUGCUGUUCGCUGGCUUCCAAAAUACAGUGGUAUUUCUAUGAAAGAUCGCUGUAAACUUUUUUGCCGAGUUUCUGGAACAACUUCCUACUAUCAGCUGAAGGACAGAGUUGCUGAUGGUACUCCCUGUGGAGCAGAAACCAAUGACCUUUGUGUUCAAGGCUUAUGCAGGCAAGCAGGCUGUGAUCACAUUUUGAAUUCCAAGGCAAGGAGAGACAAAUGUGGAAUCUGUGGUGGUGAUAAUUCUUCAUGUAAGACUCUUGCAGGUACUUUCAACAGUGCUCAUUAUGGUUACAAUGUUGUAGUAAAUAUUCCCAAAGGAGCAACAAACAUUGAUAUUCGGCAGCACAGCUACUCAGGGAAACCAGAAGAUGACAACUACCUUGCUUUAUCUGAUAUUCAUGGAAAUUUUAUCUUGAAUGGAAAUUUUGUUGUAAGCAUGUCAAAAAGAGAAAUCAAUAUUCAAGGAGCCAUUUUUGAGUACAGUGGUUCAAACAAUACGAUAGAACGAAUUAACAGCACUGAUAGAAUCGAAGAAGAGCUAACCUUACAGGUGCAUGUUUACUUUUCUUCAUAAGUUUGAAAAUUUGCUACAUGAUCAUUAUGUUCAUAAUUUUAUGUUCAAAUUCACUGAAUAGGGAUUUUAUACAACCCUGAUGUGCGUUAUUCAUUCAACAUCCCAAUAGAAGACAGAAGCGAUUUGUUUACGUGGGAUCCUUACGGACCCUGGCAAGACUGCAGCAGGAUGUGCCAAGGUAUUCGAAGAAGAAGAAUGACAUGCAUACGUAAAAGUGAUCAUGUGGUAGUGUCUGAUCAAAGAUGUGAACUUAUACCCAUGGUACCAGAAGUCUUUGAGGAGUGUAAUACAGAAUGUGAAUUAAGGUGGCACAAUGUUGGCAAAAGUGACUGCACAUCAAAGUGUGGCCCAGGGUAUCGAUCUGUAGAGAUCCACUGCAUGAAGUACUCUAUUUCAAAAGGACUCAGUGCUCCAGUGGAUGAUAAGUACUGUGCUGAUCAGCAGAAGCCACCCACCAGAGAGCCCUGCCAUGGUGACUGUAUGUUAACAAGUUGGCACUACACGGAAUGGUCAGAGUGUUCCAGGAGCUGUGAAAGAGGUGUCAGAACCAGAGAAGCUUUUUGUAUGAACAAUUUGGGUCGUCAUCUUCCUGACAGAGAAUGCCAGGAACUUCCAAGAGUUGUAACACAGAGUUGCAAUGAAUUCUUAUGUCCAAGCUGGUCUGUUAGUGAGUGGAGCGAGUGUCCUGUGACAUGUGGCAAAGGAAUGAAGCAUCGUCAAGUAUGGUGCCAACUGAAUGAUGAACAACUGAGAGAUGAUUUCUGUAAUCCAAAUGAUAGACCAGAAUCAAUAACACCCUGUGAACUUCAUGAAUGUGCAUCUUGGCAAGUAGGGCCUUGGGGAUCAUGUGCUGUAACGUGUGGACGUGGAUACCAGAUGCGUGCAGUCAAAUGUGUUACUGGGACUUACAGAGUUUUUUUGGAUGAUGACAGGGAAUGUAAUGCUGCUACUCGUCCUAGAGAUAACCAAGAAUGUGAGUUGCCCUCCUGUCCAGAAAAUACAAAAUUAUGGACUACAUCGCUUCCUCUAGUUCAUAUGGGGAAGGUGACCCAAUGGAGAUAUGGAUCAUGGACACCAUGCUCUGCAUCCUGUGGGAAGGGUGAUCGUGCUCGCUAUGUGAGUUGUAGAGAUGCUUACGGAGGAAUAGCAGAUGAAUCUUUCUGUGCUCAUUUACCACGACCAGCUGAAAUUUCAAGCUGCUUUAGCCCAUGUGGAGAGUGGCAAGUUGGAAAUUGGUCCCCUUGCACAGUCACAUGUGAUAGUGGAAUAGUAACAAGACAAGUUAUCUGUGUCAACUAUCAUCAACAAAUCAACGAGAAUUACUGUGAUCCUGAAGGCCGACCUUCCAAAGAACAAGAAUGUAACAUGCCACCAUGUCCAUCAGUAUAUCAUCAUAUUCCGAAAAUACAUGACCAUCCAAGCCGCUUUCCAGAAAUAGGUUACCUUCCAGUGCAUCAUCCACAAGACAAUAUAAACCAGUGGAACCAUCCCUCUGUGGGAGGAUAUCAGUGGAGAACUGGACCCUGGGGAGCAUGCUCUAGUACUUGUGCAGGUGGAUUUCACCGUCGAGUUGUAGUAUGUCAAGAUGAGGAAGGAAGAAGUGCUAGCUAUUGUGAUGAGGCAACAAAACCUCCGGAGUCAAGACACUGUGAUUCUGGACCCUGCCCACGAUGGAACUAUGGGAACUGGGGAGAAUGUACUCAAACUUGUGGAGAUGGAAUAAAGACAAGACUGGUGAUUUGUCAGCUUCCUACUGGCCAAACGUUGGGUGAUCAAAACUGUGAAAUUCUAGACAAGCCACCUAAUAUGGCACAAUGUAAUGUGCAUUCUUGCCCUGGUGAUGUUUCAUGGCAUCGGGGACCGUGGAAAUCGUGUUCUGUUUCCUGUGGAAAAGGUUUGAAGUUUCGUGAUGUGCAUUGUUUUAAUAGCUUCCAAGCUAAAAUAGAAGAAGAAAAUUGCAGACAUUUGAAAAAACCACGGACGUACAAAGUAUGUAGAGCUGGAAGUUGUCCUGCUUGGAAGGCUGGCAGAUGGAAAGAGUGUUCUGUAUCCUGUGGAGUGGGGAUUCAGCAAAGGGACAUCUACUGUCAGUUGAAGGGCCUGGGUCAAGGGAGUGAAGCAAUGUGUAAUUCUGAUACCCGGCCCGCUAGCAAGAGGCAUUGCUGGCUGCCUGCCUGCAUGCAGUACCAGUGGCUGGCAGAUGAAUGGGAAGAUUGCUCGGCAUUGUAUAGAAGAAAGGACAUACACCGGAAGGUUAAGUGUGUGGAUGAAAACCAGCUCCAAGUGGAUGAAAGCUUCUGUGAUCCUGCCACAAAGCCUCCAUCAACCAAGAACUGCAGGAUAGCUCCCUCUAAAUAUGUUGUGCUUACAGGAGAACUGUCACAGUGCUCAGCCAGCUGUGGGUUUGGUUACCAGCAGAGGAUCACGUACUGUGUUGGAAUCCAUUCUGUUCAAAAUCAGCACGCCCAUGGCCUUCGAACUGUAGCGUACCGAGAAUGCCCAGUAGAGCCAUCCCCAUACACUUAUAAAUGUAAUAUCAAAGGAUGUUCACAAGCAGCUACCUGGAAAGUGGGAAAGUGGACUAAGUGCUCAGUGUCUUGCGGAGUCGGGGUAAAGGAGAGAACUGUAGAAUGUAUGACUGAAAACGGCUUAUCCAGUGACUUGUGCCUGCCACGUUUAAAACCAGAUGCCAGGAAGAUUUGCCGUGAGGAAGAAUGUGAAAUUUUUACCACCUGCAAAGAUAUCCAGAUUAAAAAAGGGAUUAGAAAGGAUGGUGAAUACCUACUUAACAUUAAGGGAAGGAUGAUAAAGAUUUAUUGCUCCGGCAUGCACUUAGAGAAUCCCAAAGAAUAUUUGACACUGGUAAAAGGCGAAGCAGAAAACUUUUCUGAAGUAUAUGGAUUCAGGCUGCAGAAUCCAUAUGAAUGUCCUUUCAAUGGAAGCAGAAGGCAAGACUGUGCCUGUCGAAAUGAUUACCUUGCAGCUGGCUUCACGGUUUUUAGCAAAAUAAGAUUUGAUGUAACCUCCAUGCAAAUUAAAACCACAGAUUUUCUUUUUGCUCAGACUAUACUUGGGAGAGCAGUUCCGUUUGCCACAGCUGGAGAUUGCUACAGUGCUGCCAGAUGUCCACAGGGUCAGUUCAGCAUUAAUUUGGCUGGUACAGGUCUAAGAUUAUCCAGUACAGUUAGGUGGAUUUCUCAGGGCAACUAUGCAACUGCUGACAUACACAAAUCCCAUGAUGGUACUAAAAUAUAUGGAAGAUGUGGAGGAUUUUGUGGAAAAUGUAUUCCUAACACAAUUAUUGGUCUUCAACUUCAAAUACAGUGA